UUAAAUAAAAAUGGCCACUGCCAUGGAGGACUUUUCUUCAUGGUUAAAUCGCACUUUGGAAGAGUUAAACACGGAUGAAAGUGUCUUCGGCUCUUACAUUCAAGGCAUUUUAGACAGUGAUGAAUCUUACGAAGAAAAAUUUGAGGCAUUACAAGGAAUACUUUCAGAAAUAAUUCAAAAUGAGGAAGAAAUAAAUAAAAUAUGUAACGAAAUCUUGGAGAAAUGGCAGUUUCACAAACGCAAAGAGCCGCCUCCGUCGCAGAGCACGAGUGAUGAUGUUGAUACAAAACUUGUCAAAUUAUUAGAAUCUCAAUCAUUAGCCACCACCAAACAGAAAAAGUACACAGAAGAGGAGAAAAAAAUCCGCGAGGCGAUCUUGUUGCAAUACUCGCAAAUGACUGACGAUGAAGACGAGGCAGAGGAUGGGAAUCAAGCAGGGGACCACAAAGAAAACGGCUUGGAAAAGAACACAAACGUACAGUCGGUUCUUCAUGCAGAGAAAGUUAAAAGAGAACAGGCCAAACUGGACAGUCAGAGAAAGAAGGAAAAGGAUAAGGAAGAUAGAGAAAAACAGAAACAGCUAAGAGAAGAAAAGAAAGAGAAGCGUAAGACUCAAAAAGGGGAGAGAAGAAGGUAGCGACGUUGAAAAUUUAUAGAUUUUUUGUUCUUCCCAUGGUUUUAUUGUGAAUAAAUGUUGAAAUAACUAUUCUAGUAAGACAAAAGCGAGGAAAAUGUAAUUGAAACAAAGUUGAUUUUUACAAUUUUAUGUGGGGAGAUGACUUUAUUUUUUAUAAAAUAAAUCGGCCGGAUUUGAGAGAACCGUUUGUGUGGACUGUAGAGUAUUUUUAAUAAAUUGUAUACUUAAUAAUUAUAAUCCGAAAUUUUCUUACUUUUCCUAAAUGAGACAAAUUGUAUGAUGUAUAAUUGGUUGCAUACAUUACCUCUACCACUGUAU
Messenger RNA from Tribolium madens (black flour beetle), 955 nucleotides. Its product is annotated as coiled-coil domain-containing protein 43. The transcript is spliced from 2 exons. NCBI's taxonomy places the organism in Eukaryota, Metazoa, Arthropoda, Insecta, Coleoptera, Tenebrionidae. The record is from RefSeq and is a predicted model, not a curated record. Bases 11 to 637 code for a protein of 208 amino acids.